AUGCAAAAUGAUGUGAUUUCCAUAAUUCAAAAAGGGAGUAAUACAACAGAGGAUACACCUAAGAAUAUAAAUAAGAAAUUAAACCAGAUACUAGGAACACAACAUGAUGAUAUCAAAUUUCUUGAUUUCUGCUCAUUGGCCUUGGAAGCUAAGAUUAACACUAAUUUUUCCAAAAUAUCAAAACAAAUAUUUGGAUUCUCAGAGUCAAAAAACAUUUUAUUUUUGGCCUCACUUUUGGAUUCCUUCAUCAUUCACUUUAAGGAAUUAAUUUGGUUGCCUAGAUGUAAUGCCACUAAUGCAUGGGAAAAGGCUAAAAAUAUUGGAAAAAAAGACAAAUUAAAUGAAUCUGAAAAUAUGGAUCUUUAUUUUAAAUCCCCUCAUCAACAGAUCAAGCAAUUAAAACAGAAUAAACAACAAUUAAAGAAUAAUAAUAUAACAAAUUCAUAG
Rhizophagus irregularis DAOM 181602=DAOM 197198 is the source of this 447-nucleotide messenger RNA. NCBI's taxonomy places the organism in Eukaryota, Fungi, Glomeromycota, Glomeromycetes, Glomerales, Glomeraceae. The record is from RefSeq and is a predicted model, not a curated record.